UACUCAAGGGGAGGAGGCGUGGUCGGCCGGCGUAGGUCCGCCCCUUCAGCCUACAGGUACCCAGCUAGUAAGUGGCAGAACCUCAGAGACUCAUGCAAAGGUGGACCACCAAAAAUAUCUACAAAUUAGACGGGGUCACGGGUAUACUGAAAGGCACUUGAUCAAGAGAAAUCUGGGGGAAGCUGGAAACCAUCAAGUUAUUGAGGCCACACAGGGCAGAAAAGAUAGAAAUAUAGAAGAUGAUAACACAUUUACUGCUGUCCCGAAUGGCCUUCAGGGAUAUUGCUGUGCUUCUAAAAAAACAGAGCUGACUGCUUUAAACAGGCUACUGACCUCAUCAAGGAAAGAAAGUUUAUCAGUUUCUUCCUAAACCUCUUAGAAAUAACAGCAUAUCUUAAUCUGGGACUUCCCCUGGGCCACAGGCCAUGAUGGAUGUGCACCUCGAUACUCCUGAGAGUCAGGAGAACGCAAGCAACAAUGGCAAGGGAAGCAGCGGCACAGGAAACCAGCAAGAUGUUGCUAUGAGGACAGAUUCAUCGAAAAUGACUGAUGUGGAGCCCGUGGUCAACAAUUUUGCAUCUUCAGCAAGGACAGGCCGCCGGAAUGCGGUGCCAGACAUCCAGGGCUCAGCGGGGACAGGUGGAAUCUCGGAGUUGCCCCUCAGACUGGAGGCCCUCUCCAUGGAGGAAGAUAUAAAAAAGAAAGAUGAAGAAACAACACAAUGCCAAUUGGAAAAGCCCCCAAAAGAAGAAAAAUGAAGGCUCAUAAACUAUCAAAAGUGCUGAAUUUCUGUAAACUGAAAGACUUAGUGGCCCUGCUUUCCUGAGAUGUUUGAUCUGGUAGUAACUAUGGUAACAUUGCAGCCCUAAGCAACACGUGUGUAUUAGAUAAUUUUGUUGUGAUGCUACUCACUUGGAAUGCAACCACAAUGUCCGAUGUAGGCUAUUAAAAGGCAUAUUACUUCCAAAUUGCACCCAAGGAAAAGGUUAAGAAUGUAUGGUCACUUAUAUACAUAUCAUUAUCUAUAAACCCAACAAAAUCCACUGUUCUCUUUUGGAUUUACUUAGCCAGAUGUAUUUUUAAUUCUGUUUUUAUGGUAAUGGGCAAACCAUUUUCUUAGUAAAUAUAAAACAAACACCAUUCAUUUAAAACUAUGGAAUUUGUAGGGCAGUAUUUUUUUUUUUGGAUGAGAAGGAAUAAUAGUCAAAAACACAUAGAGAACAUUUGUUUUUAAAGCAAAAAUGCACUAUUUUUCCCCAAACCCUAAAAUGAUUUGGAAAAAUUGCAAAACUUUGACAACUUAAAUAUCUUUAGGAUAUUUUUGUUUGAUGUAUUUUGCUUCUAGUCUAUGCAUACUGUGAUUUUUCUUAUAGACUCUUAAAAUACAAAAUUUGUGACAAAUUGUUUAUAUGGAACAUACCUAUUAAAAUGAAUUUCACUAUCUUCCUUAACUUUGGUGUAUGUGUGUGCAUAUGUUUUUCUUUAAUAAGACUUAUUCAAAACACUUUACUAGUUGCUUUAUACUGUCUUUUCCUUUCUUAGGGCUUAUGUGUAUUGUGACUUGUUUCUGAAAUGAUUUCCUCAGGAAUGCAGACCAUCAUUUUUAUAUCUUCCCUAAAGUAACUAACAUGACACAAAUAUUUAGUGAAUGUUGUAGGUAGAAAUAGCAAAAUACUUGCUUUUAAUAUAUAUUUAAGUAUAUAUUUUAAAAGGAACAAAAGCAAAACCAAAGUUAUAGUAAAUUUUAUUAGACAUUUUAGAAAAAUAGUAAAAUUCUGAAUUUUUAGAAAAUGGACUAAUGAAUUUAUUUUAAUUUUCAGAUAUAUAUGCAUGCAGUUAUAUUUUAUUUGAUUGUUGACUUAGGCCAUGUCUGUAUACAGUAAUCAAAUAAACUCUUCACUGCUCAAGAAA
This is a messenger RNA of Acinonyx jubatus (cheetah), 1911 nucleotides long. RefSeq names its product cAMP-dependent protein kinase inhibitor beta (gene PKIB). Gene Ontology annotation, biological process: negative regulation of cAMP-dependent protein kinase activity. Gene Ontology annotation, molecular function: cAMP-dependent protein kinase inhibitor activity. Lineage: Eukaryota; Metazoa; Chordata; Mammalia; Carnivora; Felidae. The coding region runs from base 426 to 758 and encodes 110 amino acids. Gene Ontology annotation, cellular component: cytoplasm; nucleus. The record is from RefSeq and is a predicted model, not a curated record. The transcript has 8 exons.